Adineta ricciae is the source of this 1416-nucleotide messenger RNA. NCBI's taxonomy places the organism in Eukaryota, Metazoa, Rotifera, Eurotatoria, Adinetida, Adinetidae. The record is from the annotation of a GenBank genome assembly.
AUGAGUAGUAAUACAGCAUCCUCAGUUCCACGUAAACAAGCCGUUGAUAAUGCCAGUAAUCCAAAAGCAGUGACAGUAGUAGCCACACGUGGUCGUGGAGCAGAGAUAUCCGAAGAAAUAUCUUAUACAGAUACAAAAGUCAUUGGUAACGGUUCAUUUGGUGUUGUUUAUCAGGCCAAGCUUGUACAUUCAAAUGAACAAGUGGCUAUUAAAAAAGUUUUACAAGACAAAAGAUUCAAAAAUCGAGAACUUCAGAUUAUGCGACGACUUGAUCAUCAAAAUAUUGUUCAAUUAAAAUAUUUCUUCUUUUCAUCUGGUGACAAAGUAAAUCUCAAAGAAGAAGUUUACCUAAAUCUUGUUCUGGAAUUCAUACCGGAAACAGUUUAUCGUGUUGCACGCCACUAUACAAAACAAAAGCAAACCAUUCCGAUACUCUGUGUCAAAUUAUACAUGUACCAACUCUUUCGGGCAUUGGCUUAUAUACAUUCGUUUGGUAUUUGUCAUCGAGACAUUAAACCGCAAAACUUAUUACUCGAUCCGGACACGUCCGUAUUGAAAUUAUGCGAUUUUGGAAGCGCUAAACAAUUAAUAAAAGGUGAACCGAAUGUUUCGUAUAUAUGUUCGCGUUAUUAUCGUGCACCGGAAUUGAUCUUUGGCGCUAUCGAUUAUACUUGUUACAUAGACGUUUGGUCAUCGGGAUGUGUUUUCGCUGAACUUCUUCUUGGUCAACCCAUUUUCCCGGGUGAAAGUGGUGUUGAUCAAUUAGUUGAAAUCAUUAAAGUAUUAGGUACACCAACUCGUGAACAAAUCCGACAAAUGAAUCCAAAUUAUCAAGAAUUUCGUUUUCCCCAAAUCAAAGCUCAUCCAUGGCACAAAGUUUUUCGUAAUCGUACACCACCCUUAGCAAUUGAUCUCGUCUGUCGACUUCUCGAUUAUACACCAGCAACACGUUUGACGCCACUUGAAGCUUGUGCUCAUGCAUUCUUUGAUGAAUUACGUGAUCCUGACACACGAUUACCAAACGGUUCUCUUCCAGCUCUUUUCAAUUUUAGCCAAUUAGAAUUAAAUAUCAACCCAACGCUCAAUUCACGCUUGAUUCCCGCCUAUAUGCAAGGUCAACAAACAUUAGCAGCUAGUAAUAUGACUGGUUCAUCGUCAAAUCUAACUGCAACGAAUGCAUCAGCUGCAAGUGGCAAUUCGACAGGAGCGUCGGCAGCAACCUUAAGUAGUAGUGAAAAGCCGCUCACGCCCUCGACUUCAACUCCACCACCCUCGGUCGUACCCAAUAUAGCAGCAUCAGGAUCAUCCCCACCGGCAAACACUAAUGUAAAUGGACCUGGAGAAAAUGAUGCAAUGAAUAGUCUCGAUGAACAAGCAACAACAGGCGGUGAUUCAAUUAAUAAAGAUCGUUCUUAA